Messenger RNA from Electrophorus electricus (electric eel), 4923 nucleotides. Its product is annotated as potassium voltage-gated channel subfamily A member 10-like. Gene Ontology annotation, biological process: protein homooligomerization; potassium ion transmembrane transport; action potential. The record is from RefSeq and is a predicted model, not a curated record. Gene Ontology annotation, cellular component: voltage-gated potassium channel complex; membrane. Gene Ontology annotation, molecular function: delayed rectifier potassium channel activity; protein binding. NCBI's taxonomy places the organism in Eukaryota, Metazoa, Chordata, Actinopteri, Gymnotiformes, Gymnotidae.
GCUCCAGUGUCCUCUGCCCUUGGAGAGGCAGUGGUCAAGGGAGACGCAAAGUGACCCACACCAACUUUCAAAACAAGUACAAUGCAAAAGAUCAGGUGACGGUGUCUUGGGAUUCGUCUCCCUGCUGCAGAACGAGUCAGGACCAUCCUGGAUCCUCUCUGAGCCUGCUGUGUUCAUUAUUGUUCAGGGAACAAACUGUCCUGGGCUUGUGGCUACUGUUUAUCAUUCAUUCUGUGUUAGGCAGUCCACCUGUGACUCAGGGAGCAGAAGGAGGCCAUGGAGGUUCCUCUGGUCAACUUUGAGAACCUGGACGAGAUCAGAAUCAACCUGGCAGACCCAAGUGAUUCAGGAUAUCUGGCCUCACCCACUUCUGAGACACCAGUACGAAAUCGCAUGACCCGCAGAACAAAUUCACUGGGACAUUUACAGCAGGGGCAGGGUCAUCCUGGAAACACACCUGUCUCUCCCACAACAGCCCCCAAAAAAGGUACAUCAAGCUGCAACAGUCUCAUCUCUAAUUGGAAGGUAUAUAUGAGCAGUGAAGGCAGUCCCAAUGAGGGUCUCUUAGGCAAAAUGGCUAAAGAUUGUUGUGAGGACAUGUUUGGGGAAAAGCAGAAACUUGAGGAGGGGGACCAGAGAGUAGUCAUCAAUGUCUCAGGGAUGAUGUAUGAGACGACACUCAAAACCCUGAACCAGUUCCCUGACUCAUUGCUUGGAGACCCUAAGAGACGGAUCGACUAUUUCGACCCAAUGAAGAAUGAGUAUUUCUUUGACCGCAACCGUCCCAGUUUUGAUGGAAUCCUAUACUUCUAUCAGUCUGGGGGUAAGAUCCGCAGACCAGCAAAUGUGCCACUGGAUGUUUUUGCAGAUGAUAUUGUGUUCUACAGGCUGGGUCACGAGGUGAUGGAACAAUUCAGAGAGGAUGAAGGUUUCAUCAAAGAGCCUGAGCCUCAACUGCCGAAAAGUGAGAUUUCCCUUUGGUUCUGGCUCCUGUUUGAGUACCCAGAGAGUUCUAGCGCUGCCAGAUCUGUGGCCUUAGUGUCUGUUCUCAUUAUCACCGUUUCCAUCUGCAUCUUUUGCCUAGAGACUCUGCCAGAGUUUCGUGAUGAUCACACUCUCACCCGUGAAGUUUUUAAUAUAACCCGUGAUGCUAAUGGCACUCUCCUGUCCCUAGGACCUUCUCCAAAAGGAAGAAAAGUGUGUUCACAGAACCCCUUCUUUAUAGUAGAAACAAUCUGCAUCAUCUGGUUCUGUUUCGAGUUAGGAGUGCGCUUCAUUGUGUGCCCCAGCAAGAGUGAGUUUUUCAGCAAUUUCAUGAACAUGAUUGAUUUCAUCUCCAUCAUGCCCUACUUCAUCACGGUUAUCACAGACCUGAUGGUAUCUCAAGAAGAAGACUCAGUAGCUAACCAGAACUUGUCUUUGGGUACACUGAGAGUUAUCCGAUUGGUGAGGGUUUUCAGGAUCUUCAAGCUCUCCCGCCACUCCAAAGGACUCCAGAUUCUGGGGCAGACCCUGAAAGCCAGUAUGAGGGAGCUUGGCUUGCUUGUCUUCUUUCUCUUUAUCGGAGUCAUCCUCUUCUCCAGUGCCGUUUAUUUUGCAGAGGUUGAUGAACCUGAAACACAAUUUGUGAGCAUCCCAGAGGGGUUCUGGUGGGCUGUGGUCACCAUGACUACAGUCGGCUAUGGUGAUAUGUGCCCAAUCACCGUGGGGGGUAAGAUGGUCGGCAUUCUCUGUGCCAUCGCAGGUGUGUUGACCAUUGCUCUUCCUGUUCCUGUUAUUGUUUCCAACUUCAACUAUUUCUACCAUCGUGAAACGGAGCAGAGAGAGAAGCUUAUGAUGGAUGCAGCUGGAGAGGCAGCUGCAAACCAAAGAAAUUCUGAGAAAUAUGAUAGCAUCUAUUCUCUGGACAAGAGCAACAGAGAUUGGCAGACUGAAAAAAAUGGCAUUCCUUGAAAAAUGUAGUGCUGCUAAAUCUUGUAUGACUAGCAAUAAUAAGACAAUGCAACAAUGCACUUAGAAAAAUUUAGUUUUGGAUUGACAAAUGCAUAAUAUAGAUUUCCAUUUAUGUAUUUAAUGCUAUGCAUACACGGACAGUUCUUAUAAUAUCAAGAAACCUCAAAAAUGAUGUAGACCUGGCCAAAGUUGCUGGAAACAUCUUACAUAUAUAAUUGUGCUUCACUUCUUAACCUGACAAAGGCUGUUUAAGUGGAAUUUCCCUUUAAUGCUUCCUAUCCAUCUUGAAGCACUGGAUAUUAAUCACUAUGGAAAAAAAAAAACAAAUGUAAAAUUACCUAUGAGGGCUUUUUGGCAGUAUCAGUGCAUUUGGCUGAGGUCACAACAUGCUAAUUUAACAGAUAUUAGGUGCCUGUUUUGCAAAGCUCUUGAAUUGAUUAAUUAAGGAAUCAUGAUUCUACACUCUGAGCCUCCUUGCCACUACUGCACUUGGCUGAACAGGUCAUUCCUGUAGAGAUUAAUGCUGACAUCCCUGUUGACAUUGCUGCUGCUCAAAGACAAAAAAAAAAACUUGCACCAAGCUGUGAUCCAUCAUUCAUAUUACUAUCUGUCUCAUUUGAAGUAUCUCACAUAGUAUUUAACAUCAUAGUUAAUCAGGCUUGUUUGUUUUAAUAUAUCCAAAGCAUGUAACAGUGGUAUAUUUAGAUGACCCACACUGUCAUAGCAGCAUCUGCUGGCCGUCCCACAUUUAUGCAGGUAUUGCUAUUUAUAUCAGUAUUAACCUAAAAUAUGGAGAGUGGCCUGCAACCUCUGUAGCUCCAAAUCUACAGUGAAAUGUUCAGAUGAUGUCCAGCACCUACUGUUAAUUCUGCAUGACACCCAUCUUGCAUCUGUCCAAUUCAUGUCUACUUUCUGACCUGAACCAUGUGGCACAGUCUUAUACAGUCUUAACAACUCUUAUUGUUGGGUCACCUUGUAAUAAUACAGUGUAUACUAUAUACACAAGCACUGUAGAUUUAAAGAAAUUUAAUAUAACAAAUGUAAGGUUUUAUAUUUAUGAGGUGACAGAGUUAUGGCAGAAUAACAAACAAAUUGCAUGAUGUGAAUUCCAUUAGUAGAAAGCAUUAUCAUCUAUACUUCACAACUUUAUAGUUUAUCAGUAACCUCAUUAUUAGGAUUCAGCAUUUUAAACCACCAAACCAAAUAAAACACCUUGUACCAUGUAUGUAUCAUCACUAAAGUAUCCUACCCUUAAAUAUUACCCACCCAUCCUUACUUCCUUAAAGCCUUUUCAGUAAGAAACCAAAAGCCCCUUAAGUUGUGUAAUAAUGAAACAAUAUAUGAGCGACCACUUCCUCUAUUGCUGCUGCUUUUGCUAAACAUCUGACACAAUGAUAACUGAACAUGGUAAUCCUCACAUUGCGCACACAGUACCCAUGAUGGAAAUGCACAAAUUGCAUUUAUAUCUUUUUGAAAGUUCUUUUUUGCUCAGGGUAGAAUUUUAAAUGUCAUUAUCUAGCAAAUAAGGCUUCAUGCUAUUUGUUUGAUAUAAAAUGUAUAGGAAAAAGCACUUGUAGCAUUCAUAAGAUUCUUCACCUGGCAGUGCAUUUUCUUAUUUUUUAAUAUAUUGUAUAUACUGAUGCUGGAGUAUUCAAAGCAGGUGAUUUCUCAUAGGUGUUAGUUGUCAGCCAUGUUUUGAGCUCAGGCCAGAAAAGCAUGACUGUAGAGAACCUAUUUUGGCUAUUGGCAUCAAGACUGAAGGUAGAGAUUAAAAACCGGAUUCACCUAAUAUGGAUGAACCUGGAAGCCUGUGCCUAUAGAAAGAAAAUACAUAUAAUAAGUAUCUUACAAGCGAUCAAGGAGCUUUGCAUUCUAUGCAUGGGAAUGAACAUGUAUAUUGUACCUGAGAAGGAUGUAUCAUCAACACAUUUGCACAUGCCAAAUGUUCUAUUUCAUUGCUAUUAUUUGAGAGUUCAAGUAUGACCAAUUGUGACCUGGACGCAUUGUGAGCCAGACAUAACAAUGAAAAAUGUACCUCUGUGAAUAGCUGUUUUCUCGUUGCACAUUUAGCACUUUUGUAAGUGGAGGAUUCACAAAGCACCGUCAUCAGGCUGGUCGCAGGUGCACCCUUUGACUUGUUUUGUGUUUGUUGUUAAAUUGUCUGUUUAGCUGUUUCUGUUGGAGCAAUGAAUGUUGUAAGGCAUUGUUGCUGUCGUUGCAUCAUAUGAUGACUCUGUUGCCAAGGAUUAGAAGGAUGCCUAUCAAACAAAAACAAUCACGGUUUUCCUUGCAGUGUAUUUCUAUAUACAGUACUGGUUUUUAAUACAAUACUGUAUAUUAACUGCAAGUGCAAUGUGUUGGUUGAAAAUAGAGAAGAAAAUCUGGUCUGAAACAGUGUGAUUACCCAAUUUUCUCAUUUAUUCACUGUACAUCCCAUUAGUGUUUAAAUAAGGGUUCUAGAACUCUAGAACCUAGCCAGGGAGUUCUAAAAUUCUAAACCAUCUUAGAAUUCUACAACUUUGGUCUAGAUGUGUGUUCAAAUAAUGUAGAUUUUUGGCAGAUCUACACAUUUGAGGAAUGCAAUGCAAAAUGAUUUGAAAGAUGAGCAAAUAUACUCAGAUCUGUUUGAAAUCUGUGUUGUUAUAACACACUCUUAAUUUUUCCAGACUGACUACACAGAAUAGCUUUAGACCAGAAGCAUACAGAUAUUCUAACAAGUACCUUAUACUUUUACUAUUUUCCCAUCUGUAGUAUGCUCUACAAUACAAUUCUUUUUCUUUUCUACUACAUGAAAUGUACAAAAUGAUUAAAAAUACAAUGGAGUAUAGAGGACAAAUAAGAAAUUUGGUAUCUUCUACAUUUCUGAAGCGUUUUACUAUUACAACAGGACAAUCUAAUCACUAAACGUUAUGCAUACAUAAUCUGUCUACAUACAAAGAAACAUCAACAAUGCUAUGAAAUAAUCUCAAA